GCUCCCGCGCCGGCCGCUGCACACCGACCCCGGCCCCCAUUCUAUGACGACGGCCCCACGGGCCCGGAUACCGAGGACGCUGGUGACGAGACGCCCGACGUGGACCCAGAGUUGCUGAGGUAUUUGCUGGGACGAAUCCUCACCGGAAGCGCGGAUGCGGAAGCUGGGGCCGCCCCGCGCCGCCUUCGCCGCGCCGCCAACCAGGAUCUGGGCCCUGAAGUGCCCCCUGAAAGUGUUCUGGGGGCACUGCUUCGCGUAAAACGCCUGGAGAACCCCCCACCACCCCCCGCGCCAGCGCGCCGUCUCCUGCCACCCUGAGCACCGCCUGCAUCCAGCAUGCCCCAGAAUCCAGGAGCGCACCAGCCAGCCACCUGAACCCCCUCGCCUGCACCCCUUCCAUCCCCAGGUCCCCAUCCCCUGGCCUUACAAUAACACCAUCUGAAAAAUC
Molecule: messenger RNA, 448 nt
Organism: Fukomys damarensis (Damara mole-rat)
Lineage: Eukaryota; Metazoa; Chordata; Mammalia; Rodentia; Bathyergidae
Gene: Pcsk1n
Product: proprotein convertase subtilisin/kexin type 1 inhibitor
Exons: 2
Biological process (GO): negative regulation of endopeptidase activity
Molecular function (GO): endopeptidase inhibitor activity
Source: RefSeq, a predicted model, not a curated record